Molecule: messenger RNA, 5291 nt
Organism: Cheilinus undulatus (humphead wrasse)
Lineage: Eukaryota; Metazoa; Chordata; Actinopteri; Labriformes; Labridae
Gene: tspan5a
Product: tetraspanin 5a
Exons: 11
Coding region: 279-1154 (291 amino acids)
Biological process (GO): protein maturation; protein localization to plasma membrane; regulation of vascular endothelial growth factor signaling pathway
Cellular component (GO): membrane
Source: RefSeq, a predicted model, not a curated record
CCUCUGUAGGCGAAAUUCUCUCCGAACCAGCGGAUGAUUUUAUCCAGCGUUUCUUCCUCGGUAUUUCCUGUGUGUAUUUUAAGCUCUUCGUGUGUCCGUGGAUAAUUUAACCCCUUAAAUAAUGCUCCUGGAGAGGGUCUAGCUUUAACGGAGCUGGGAACAUCUUUAGCGGGCACAGUGAGAUGCUUCCCCGGGGCGCUGAACCUGCUCCGUCCGGCACACAAAGCCUGUGAAGCAGGCCGAGUUUCUCUGCUCCUCCGCGCCGAUGAUGGUCAAACAUGACGGGGAAUCAUUUCAAAGGCCAGGAGGUCAGCUGCUGCAUCAAAUACUUUAUUUUCGGAUUCAACAUCUUGUUCUGGCUGCUGGGGAUGGCCUUGGUGGGAAUCGGACUGUGGGCCUGGAGUGAGAAGGGUGUUCUGUCCAACAUCUCAUCCAUCACAGAUCUUGGGGGUCUGGACCCCGUCUGGCUCUUCAUGGUGGUCGGGGGGGUCAUGUUCAUUCUUGGAUUUGCAGGAUGCAUCGGAGCACUGCGAGAAAAUACAUUUCUACUCAAGUUUUUCUCUGUCUUUCUGGGGAUCAUCUUUUUCUUGGAGCUGACAACAGGCGUGCUGGCAUUCGUGUUUAAGGACUGGAUCAAAGAUCAGCUCAACCUGUUCAUCAACAACAACAUCAGAGCGUACAGGGAUGACAUCGACCUGCAGAACCUUAUUGAUUUCACCCAGGAAUAUUGGGAAUGUUGCGGAGCGUUCGGAGCAGAUGACUGGAACCUGAACAUCUAUUUCAACUGCACCGACGGGAAUCCAAGCCGGGAGAAGUGUGGCGUUCCCUUCUCCUGCUGCACUAAAGACCCAGCGGAGGAUGUAAUAAACACCCAGUGUGGAUACGACAUUCGAGCUAAACCAGACUCAGAGCAGAAGGACUAUAUCAACGUUAAAGGCUGUGUGCCACAGUUUGAGAAAUGGCUGCAGGAUAACCUGACGCUGGUGGCCGGAAUCUUCAUUGGAGUCGCUCUACUGCAGAUUUUUGGUAUUUGUUUGGCUCAGAACUUGGUGAGCGACAUCGAAGCCGUGCAGGCGAGCUGGGUGCCCCCCCCUCUGUCCAUGCGCCGACUCCCUCCACACUCCAGCAAGAAAGCCUCGGCUUACUACACAUGAGACUCACUCACACAUACACGCUGUAUGUGUGUCUGUAGCCGUUUCUUCACCUAACAAUGAAGCUGCGUUUCAACACUAACAGCUUUGUGUCUUUGAAUGCGCCUCCUUGAACACAUCACCAUGGUGCGUUUGAGGAAUCCACAACCACCUGAACCACUUGGCUCACUGAACCAGCACCUUUUCUCUCUGAGGCACUAACGCUGAAACGCUGUAAAUAAAAUCACGGUGUGAGUACUGUAAAAAAUUCACUGUUGGAUGAAGAUGGUUAAACAUGCAGAGGGUCACGGCGUUUUGAUAGAGUAGGAGUUUUAUACAUCUUUUUGAUAUUAGAUCGGUAUUUUUCACUGUGGAUCAGACACUUUGUUCGUUCACUCAUCAUGUAGGACUGUUGAAUUAACCGUGUCCAUUACACUGAGGAGGAUCACAUCUGUUUGUUCGUGUGCUUUUACACCACCCGGCCAGGACUGAAGAGGACGAGAAACAAAAGUUUUAAAAAGUUAUGAUAUUGGCGCUGGAUUUUCUGUUUUUUACUGACAGCCACAUAUUUAAUGUUAAAACGUUAAGAAUAAUACGCUUUCCUUUACAAAUAUUGGAUUUAUCUCCAAAAUAAAAAUGUUAACAUUUAUUUCAUUUAUAAUCAGUUUUUAAAGAGCGUUUUUUAUAUUCAUGUGUACUACUGAGCUACAGAAAUGAACUCAUUUCCUCCUGAGAAGCAGCACAAAAGAGCAUAGAUAAAUACACAUUGAUGCCGCUUUUAUGGGGGGGUAUAGCCACAGCGCAGUCUCAUUUCCAACCUUAACCACUAACCCUUAUUUCUGGAUGCCCCUUUGCCUCUCGAAGUCUCCUCUGAUGAAACUCUUUCAACAUUUUGCAUACAAAUUGCUGAAAUAUGAAUCAAUUUUCCUGCAUUUUUAAUAAUCAAGCAUCCUGGAUCAUAAACAGAUACAAGACAUAUUUGACAAAACAAAAACACGAAAAUACAUUCACAUUUCAGCAACAUAUGAACAUUUAACAAAGGAGAGACUUCUCACUGUCAUAGACUUCCAUUUAUUUUGAGCUGUGUCUACACCUCUCCAAUAUGGCGCCUAUGAAGACACGUCAGAAGCCCAAAACUAGCAUCUAUAUGAUUGCAGGGGAAAUGACUAAAAAUACUUUUAACCAUGAUGAAUUUAUUUAAAAAUAAAUGGAUUAAAGAAUGGCUUUUCAAGCAGUAUUCAGAUAUUUUUAAACAUCAUAAUGGCAGCUUGACUGAUACAGCACUCUGGCAAUAAAAAGUGCAUUACAGAGCCUGUUUUGCAAAGGAGUCUCGUGAAAUGAUGACAAUUUUUUUUACCAUCUUUGUCAUUUAUAUCCUAAAAUAUGUAAAGAAAAAGCCCAUGUUUUAAAAUCCCUAUUUUUAUUUUGUGUUCUUUCUGUUUUCAUAUGGCAGCUUGAAUUUAGAGAAGCUUUAACAUGUCUUCUUUGCAGGUUUUACUUUUUAUAAACUUUUUUUCAAUAAAAUAUGGUUAGUUCAUACAUUUAUUAUGGCUGCAUGCCCAAACAUGGUUGCUGUGAUUAUUCCUUCUCUGAUUGGUUCUCUUAAUCAGCCUGGGGCCUGUAUUAUCGCUAUAAAUCCCCACGUUAGAUUAAAUCAACCCCAAACAGUGUUAUUUAGAUUUCAAAGAGUAUGAUUUAGUUGGACUGUCAUGUUAACAGGUGUUUUUUAAGUCCAGUUUUAGUCAGACUGACACAGUAAGUUCACAUUCUUGUCUUCAUGUAAACAUACUGACUGUGGGGUAAAGUGGUCUUCUACAGUUGUCCAUCCUAGGAGAGAGUUCUGGCUGCAGACCGCAGAUCUCAGACUGCCCCUCUUGCAGACACCAACAUGAGAGGCAACCCUCUGUCAGAGCAGAAGGGACGUAAUUUUCUGGUAUAACUUUUAAGAUUUUUUAGCUUUAAUCAUGAUCAAAGUCUGGCAGUGCGUUGGCUUUGUUAGAUUUUUUCCUGUAAGCAGAUUGUUUAUUCAAUUUUAUUAAACACUUUGUAAUCCUUUUCCCUUAGGGAAAUACAAAGAUUCUUUAGAUUACUGCUAUAACAUCAGCAGUAAUGCUGCUGUUGAGAUUUGCUUUCAACAACUCACCAAAUGACUGCACCAUGAAAUCUGGAAUACGGAUGUGUGCUAUUAGGGAGGCUGAUGGGGGAGAAUUUUCUGGCCGAUAAUGCGACAGCCAAACAACAAAGUCUGUCUUAUUAUGAAGGUUUUUCCAAAUGCAGCCUUAUUACCCAAUCCAACAGAGAAACCAUCCAAAUUAAAUGCAGGAUUAUGACCAAAUGGGAGGGAAAGAUGGUUAAAAGUGGUGUCCCUCAAUGACUUACAUUAGAUUCAUUGUGUGAUGAUGUUAGCUUCAGUCUUUAUCAUAAAGGUGCAUUUCUCCACAUUUCAUUCAGGUAUAUCUGUCAGUAAGGGAUGUAGCCACCUUUAAAGAUAAAAACAUGAGGUAUGGUUUGUGUUUCAUAUACACCCUAUCUCACAGCUUUUUCAAAUGUAUUUUCAUACAGAAGCAGGCCCCAAAUUCUUGCUUCCUUUUUUGUUUUUAACCAGCUUGAACAGAAGGAAUGAUCACAGCAAGCAUUUACACUUUUGAUGAUUUAAAGGCAUGCUAAUUUGAAACUGAGCCAAAUCCUUUAAGACAUUGUUAAAAGGGAAACCCAUUUUUAUUUACAAGUCAGAAAGUCAAAUAGUUGAUUUGGAUUUUUCAUAUGGGCACACUCAAUCUAGGACUUUGGUUCUCAACUGGUGGGAAAGGACCCACUCAAAAGGCCCUUUUCAGAGGGCCAUGGAUGCUUGGUUAAAAAAAUAAUAAUAAUAAUAAAUUAAGUUGGUAAAAAGUCUAUGGUGUGCUUUUAUUUUGAAGGACGUUUGGUUCUUGGUUUGUUCUAUCUGAAGUCAAAGCUGCUUCAUUUUUCAUCAUAGAAAUUUGGGUCAAGAUUAGUUGAUUAUGAGGCACUGGUGGGUCCUGACUCUAGACCAGUUGAGAACCACUGCACACUGUGCUGAAGCAUGAUUGCCCCCACUCCCAGUCCCCCACUGUGCUGCACCCACAUCACAGUUAGGUCUGAGCCUGAUGACCUUUUGCACGUACAGGCUGACUCUGAAUAGUACCAUCUACCCAAAUUUAUUACCAGCCACUGAGUGUGGUACGGAGUUCUAAAACUGGACUACAGGGGUCAAACAUACUUGAGCACAGUCUGGAUUUCCUAGUGUGCAUGCACUCUAAGACCAGCUCUAACAGACAAUAGUGAAAAGACUACAUCCUUUGAAUAAAACACUAAGUAAGAGUCACUUUUGAGAAGAUAACCCUUUUGUAGACACAUUUUUCAACAUGUUAAAGCUGAUUUUGAAUGAAGAAAGCACUUGUUUAAGUCCUGGUUCUUGUAAGAUGACUACAUGUUUGCAGCUGUGGCCAUGGUGUUAUUUCAUGUCAUAUUUAAUCAUAAAGAAGUUGCUUUUAAAAAUGUGGAUUUAAGAGUUACCAGCAAGAAGGCGAGCCAUGGAGACGCUGAAGUGUUCUGUGUGUUUUUCAGACACCUUGACAUGUUGUGAGAGCACGUUUGAGCAUUUUCUCUGCCCUUUGAAUGAAAAAAGUCUCACAUGAUUGUUUUUCACUUUUUAAUGCAGAUCAGGAUGAAUCCAGCCUAAAACUACUAAUGUGGAUUUUUAAACAGAAAAUGUUGAGAUGUUGAUUUUUAUCUGUGUUAUUUUGAUGGUUUUUGCUGAAAGCAUGCACUUGUUUUGUUUGUAGAAAGUACUGACAGUAUUUUUAUGGUAAGCUUUGUAAAAGAUGGGUAUUGUUGGAGUUUAAGCUACUGAAAAAGGGAUCAACGCUGUUUUUAUACUAAUUAUUUAUUGUUUAAUUUGGUUUUAUAACUUCAACUGAAUAUUUAAAAGGCCUGAGACAGAUAAAUCACUGCUGAUUGUGUAGGAGGCUGUUGUUAUUGUGUAGACCUCUCACUCAUCACUUCAUGUUUCGACGAUCACUGACUCUCCCACAAACAUUGUAAUCUGUAACUACCUCCUCUCAUCUCCUUGUCUCAUCCUGCUGAAAUUGACUGCUUUUAAUAUAGUCAAAUUAAUUAAUAAAGGUGAAUAAAAACGUG